CCUUAGAGGCCCCUUCUCUUGCUUGAUAGUUUCACCAAACUGAAGUACCUAUUUUGAUACUUCAAUAUUGCUUAAGUAGUCAUUUUAAAAUAUGUAAAGAAAUUGAACAAAGAAUUAUUUGCAGUUUAGUUAAUUUGUAUACUUAUUAGGUACCAGCCAUUCACUAGUUUCAGUUACCUACCCUGUUUGACCUACUUUCGGUUUGAUGAAAAAUACCUGUUGAGAGGUGGCAAUUUUAUAACCAACUUUUGGUUAAACUCAGUAUAAGAGUAAUGGCUACCCAGUAUUUCAUUGGAGUGGACGUGGGCACAGCAUCAGUGCGAGCAGCUCUUGUAGAUAUUACUGGUAAGGUUCUGACCACAGCCACGAAAGAGAUCAAGAUAUGGAAUCCACAACCAAAUUUCUAUCAGCAGUCAUCUACCAACAUAUGGGAGGCUGUCGUUUAUACCGUUAAGAUGGUGUGUGGCACACAAAAAGUGGAUGCAGGAAGUGUAAAAGGCAUCGGUUUUGACGCCACUUGCUCACUGGUUGUAGCAGACCAAGAUGGCAGACCACUUUCUGUAUGUCCCAAAGGGGAGCAGGAAUGUGAUAUCAUCAUGUGGAUGGACCAUCGGGCUGGAGAAGAGGCAGACUUCAUCAAUGCCACCAAGCAUGACAUCCUCAAGUAUUACGGUGGUGGCAUCUCGCUUGAAAUGGAGCCACCUAAACUGUUAUGGCUAAAGAAGCACCUUAGGUCCCAGUGCUGGGAGAAGUUGGGCCACGCCUUUGACCUGUGUGACUUUGUGACAUGGAGGGCAACUGGCAGUCUUACCAGAUCUGUGUGUUCUACAGUUGCAAAAUGGACUUACACCAAGGACACUGGCUUUGACACAGAUUUCUUCAAGAUGAUUGGUCUAGGGGAACUCAGUGAAAACAAGUUCUGCAAAAUUGGUGAAAAUGUCAAGCCCCAAGGCAGGCCAUGCUUGGACGGGCUAUGUGGUCAAGCAGCAAGAGAACUGGGCUUGAAGCCGGGCACUGUAGUCUCUGUUGGCAUCUUAGAUGCCCAUAGUGCUACAAUAGGUUGUUUGGGUUGUAAGCCAAAGGGCAAGGAUGUACCACAGCUGACCCAUCGCCUGGCAAUGAUAUCCGGAACUUCUACCUGUCACAUGCUGCUGAGUGAGGAGGCUAUAUUUGUGCCAGGAGUCUGGGGUCCCAACUGGUCCACUAUUAUUCCAGGGAUGUGGUCUGCUGAGGGCGGCCAAAGUGCUGCAGGAAAACUGAUUGACUAUGUGAUAGAGACCCAUGCUGCCUACCAGGAGGCCCUGGCAGAGGCUGAAAAAAAAAACAUGCACAUCAGUGACUACCUGUAUGAAGUAUUGAAGGCAGAGGCAGGGAGGCUGAGCCAGUCCAAGGUCUCCACUCUCACAGAACAUCUUCAUGUGUGGCCUGAUUUCCAUGGCAACCGUUCACCUCUUGCAGACCACACCCUCACAGGCAUGUUGUGUGGGCUAACCCUGCAGUCAGAUGUGGUCAGUCUGGCCCUACUGUACCUAGCCACAGUCCAGUCACUGGCUUGUGGGACUCGUCACAUUCUUAGUGAAAUGCAAGCAUCUGGUCAUACACCUGACAUCAUCUAUGUCUGUGGAGGCUUGCGGAAAAAUAUGCUGUAUAUACAGACACAUGCAGAUGUUACUGGGUUGCCAGUGGUAGUACCGGAUGAAAAGGAAUCUGUGCUGCUGGGGUCUGCCAUACUUGCUGCAUCUGCUGCAGGACUACACUCCUCCAUACAGGAGUGUAUGGAACACAUGAGUGGUCCUGCUGAAAUAACACAGCCAGAUCUCACAGUUAAAGAAUUCUACGACCGUAAAUUUACGGUAUUUCUACAGAUGUAUCAGGACCAGAGAAAAUACAAGAGUAUUAUGGCUGGCGGAAAGGUGCAAUAACUGUAUAUCAAAGCUGCUUUUAUCUUUAGUGUGCUAUAUAUAUAUGUCAUUUAUAUUGAUGUAGCAUACUAGCUGAAAAUGUUACUUUGUAUGAAAAGACAUUUUUAGAACCAAUAUGUUUAUCUAUGUACACUAUUCAGUAUUCUGCUAUCAAUAAAUUAAUACCGAUUCUACCACAGAUUUAAUUUCAUUUGAAUUCUCUUUUUAAUGAAAUUUAAGCAUUGUUUUUUUUGUACUGGAGGAAUUAAACAUUUUUACUGUUGCACAUUUUAACACAAUAAUGCAUCUUCUUGACAUAUCAAAUUAAAUUUGUUUUGUUUAAAAAAAUAGAUAAAUGAAUACAUGUUUGAUUUAGAUAUUUUUGCUACCAGCAAAUGGUAUGUUAUUGGCAUUAUUGUUACAUAUUUUUUUAUCAACAUUUUUAAAGAAAAGUGGGUUAUUGGCAUUAGGAAGUAAUUGGGCAGGCAUGCAUCUGGGUGGGGUCAUAAUGGUGUUAUCUGACGAUUAGGACUAAAAUAUAGUGAUGAAUCUUGGUAUGAAGUAGGCUUAUGUGGAGACAUACCUUGGGAUUGCAUUUAGGGUUCACCUUUUCUAAAAAUAUAUAAAAAAACGGUUUCAGCUCAAUAACUUUAGUUAGGAGUGAUGUGUUGACUUGGUAUUGAUGUGAAGUGAUGAAACUUGGCAUGUAUCAAGCUCACAUGGGAGCAUUCCUUGGGAUUGCAUUAAGGCUAUGUGGGGUCAAGGCGGCUGUAUCUAAAAAAAGAAAACAAAAACAGUUUCCACUCAAUAACUACAGUCAGGAGUGAUUAAUUGUGAUAAAACGUGACAUGAAGCAAGUUGAUGUGGAAACGAACCUCAGGAUUGCAUGUGGGGUCAAGGUUACUACAUGUAUAACUAAAUAUAGAAAAGCGUUUUUCACUCAAAAACUAUCAUUAUGAGUGACAAAUCGUGAUGAACCAUAGUAUGUAACAAGUUCAGGGGGAGAUGUACUUUGGAAUGAAGGUCAAGGUCACUGUUACUUUUGAAAUAAAAUAAAGGCUUUCACUUAAUAACUUUAGUUAGGAGUGACAUAGUGAUGAAACUGGACAUGUAAAUAAAUUAAUAUGGAGACUUACCUUGGGAUUGCAUUUUGGGUAUGUUGGGUCAAGGUCACUGUUAUGCUCAAUAAUUCUUGUUAUGCAUAGUGAUAAAACUUGGCAUGCAGUUAUAUGCUUAUAUACCAUGGGAUCGCAUUUUUAAUUCGUGGGGUCAUGGUCAAAAACUGGUUUCUGCUCAAUGACUUAAGUUCGGAAUAACAUACAUGUAUGGUGAAGAAAUUUGCUGUGAAGUAAGCUGAUGUAGAGAUGUACUAUUGGUUAUUGAGGUAAAGAUUGCUUAUGCUGAAAAUAGAAAACUGGUUAUAUGAAGGUUAUAGGAACUGAUGCCUUUAAUACUCUGACAAAAUUGGUUUUGAUAGAACUCUUUUGUGGUUGCCGAAUUUAGUUAUUUUUAACCUUGACAACUUCUACUUUUGAUUGCAAUUUUGAAAAAGAUAUUAUUUAAGAAUGGGUGUGUUUAAGACGAUAACUUUUAUUUAAUGAGUAGCAUGAUGUCAUACAAAGAACUGACUUUCGGACAUUAUGCAAGUUUUAUAAUGGAUCUCCCUUUGCGUCAUUCAUUUAAAUGGGAAAAAAAUGUGUUUUUCUCAAUGUAGUUGAUCCCAUUUCUGGUGUACGCCGAGAUUAAAAGAUGCGUACAUGAAGCAAAUUCUCACUCCUGACUCUGAUUUCAACAGCUGAACGUCGAAAACAAAGUAAUCACUGUAGUUGCACUUAUAUUGUACUAGCUUGCAGACCUGGUACAUGCACCUGAGUAGACUUGGUUAAAAGUGCCUUGUAUAAAACUUGUACGAUAUUGUAAAAACCUAGCAUUAGCAGAAGAGGGUACAUGUAGUUGACACCAUCAUCAACUCCAGAUCAUUGACAUGCAUAUUAAACUAUCUAGCAGACCUAGUACAAGAGUAGCCACGGUGAAAACUCUGGUUCCCGAGUCAAAAAAGUAUACCAGAACCAUUUUCAAGACCAGCUAUUGAAAUAGCCAGAAAGCUGAGAACAAGACCAGCUACUAAAAUAGUCAGAAAGCUGAGAACUAGGAAAGCUGUCCACCCAAUAAAUCUCAUUCAAUUUUAUUCCUUUUGUGAUAACAUGUACAUGCAGCUUUUCAUUCUUUAUUUAUCAUUAGAAUCAAUCAUUGGGCAAUUACCAGUCUCCAGGCAAAUUAUUUAUAAAGCUUAAUGCAUUAAAAGACUGAGCUAGCUGCUGCACGUAACAAUACAAUAGUCAUGUUAUACUGGGACACAAAACUUCUGUUUGGGAACAAUUCUCAAAACUUAUUAUUUCAACCAGGUUUCGUGGCAUUGCAACAAUUCUAGUCAUUAAACUGUUUUAUCUCAGCUUUGUCUUGUUGUCGAUGUAUAAUGUAAUGGAAAAAACCCUAGUACUGUAUAGAACCUUUUUGUUACUAAUUGUUGUUAUAUAAUAUAAUAUAUACACGUACAUUUCAGUCAAUAAACAGUAUAAAAACGAGA
Molecule: messenger RNA, 4488 nt
Organism: Mya arenaria
Lineage: Eukaryota; Metazoa; Mollusca; Bivalvia; Myida; Myidae
Product: FGGY carbohydrate kinase domain-containing protein-like
Exons: 16
Coding region: 273-1922 (549 amino acids)
Biological process (GO): carbohydrate metabolic process
Molecular function (GO): kinase activity; phosphotransferase activity, alcohol group as acceptor
Source: RefSeq, a predicted model, not a curated record